AUGCCACGAACCAAAGAAACCGGCAACGCAGAGCUCCAGAUUGACCUGGCAUCACCCCCUGGCUGGACAUUUGCCCCCGGGGACACGGUCAUCGGCACGGUCCUGCGUCGCUCACACAUCGUCGCCCCGACAGCCACCGUGAAGCUGUCGCUGGUAGGGCACGUGAGGACCAAAAUCACCCCAAAUGGCAGCAGCAGCCGUGGCUACUACCGUGGGCACUGGUACCUUUUCAGCACGACGACGACGCAAGUACUCUUCGAAGGACCCUUGCACGCCCCCAAAGACAACUACAGUGGCAAAGAUGAGACUUCUUGGUCCUUCUCACUGCCAAUUCCGGUGAAACCGGCCGAUUCAGCGUUGGGAGGCUACUAUAUGGAAGAGGGUUUCUUGCCGCAGGACAAAUUUGGCCUCGCACAGCACACGUUGCCUGGGACGUUUAUCACAAGUAACAACGACUGGAACCACUCUUCCGAAGGCUACGUAGAGUACUAUCUCGAAGCUCGACUACAAUAUCACCGAGGGGGCGGGUACAAGCUAAAUAGGGCUACGGUCCCCAUCAUAAUGCGGCCCCAGCCUCCGAUUGUCCUUCCCGAUUGCGAGCUCCAGCAACGAAAGAUCGACAAGACAUUUCAAAGCCAGCGGCUGCUACCGGGAAUGGAACGCGCAGAUCUAACGUUCAGGCAAAAGUCGCAGAGACUCCUGGGCUCGUCAAAGGUACACAGGGCUCACUAUAGCGUUGAGAUCGGCUUGCCUCGCGUCGUCCAGUUGGACAACCCGUCGCCCAUCCCGUUUACCUUGAACAUCGUACUACCAACCAGCAGUACCAGCUUCCAAAAUGCCGGGCUGAAGGUCCGGCUGAACUGGGUCAAGAUAUCUAUCAAGUCCACGACUACUCUCCUCGCACCGCGCGACUUCAGCAGGCUCACCAAGAGGGAUACCUAUUCCGUUAACCACAAUCUGAAUCUGGAAAGGGCUUUUCGGGACCUUGAAGCUCCCAUUGAAUAUUCUAUCGACAAAGCUCACGAUAAUGGUGUAGUCAAUAUUGGCAAUAUGUUUCAGCUAACUCUCCGUUCGAAUGGGUUGAAAGCAGGAAAUAGACGUCUUGCUUCUGUACCAUACCCAUAUAUCCAACCUGAUCUGGUCACGUAUAAUAUUAGGCAUAGUCAUAGGCUGGAGACGGAGGUGUCUUUGAGCAUUGCAGGAGAACGCCAUACAAUUCCAGUGAGUGGCGAUGUGAUGAUAUUAGCAGCUAACUAA
This is a messenger RNA of Aspergillus chevalieri, 1257 nucleotides long. RefSeq lists its product as uncharacterized. The transcript has a single exon. NCBI's taxonomy places the organism in Eukaryota, Fungi, Ascomycota, Eurotiomycetes, Eurotiales, Aspergillaceae. The record is from RefSeq and is a predicted model, not a curated record. The coding region runs from base 1 to 1257 and encodes 418 amino acids.